UUCCGAAGAAAGGCACAAUAAUAAACCCUAAAUAAAAGUUCCUCCUUUAAGCAGCUCCUGCCUCCUCCUCCUCCUUUGUUUUUUUGGCUCCGAUUCUCAUUCAGCCGCCGCGACUGACUGAAUCAAUCAUGAGGGGACUCAAACGCGCCGCUGUUUCCGAAUCUUUUUCCGAACCCAACCAAUCUCCCUUUAAGAACGCAAAACCAGUGGAAGGAUCCAAGAAUGUGUCAUCAUUGGAUAAACAGAGGGCUGAGCUAGCUAGGAAGCAUGUGACAGCUCUUAAUAACCAAUUUGUAAGUUGGGUGCAAAUACAGCUGAAGAACCAUCCUGAUGAACUUUGGGAAGAUGGUAUGAAUGAUUACAUUAGCCAUGCUUCCACCAUUCUGGAAAAAUUUAAAGAUGUUGUCAACUGGCUAAAAGAAAAUAAGGGAAAGGGGGAGAAUGCAUCCCCUGAAUCUCGUGGACCAGAGAAGAAACUAGUGGCUGAUGUCAAGAAUAGCGACGUUAUAUCAGUUUCAAAUAACAGCUUGUUUACUUCAAACAAUCAACCUGGGCUCUUCUCAACCAAUCAAUCUUCCAGUUUUGCUACUAGUCAACAGUCUGGUUCGUUUUCAAGCCAGCCUGGAGUAUUCUCCAGCAGUCCAUUUGGUUUAGCAUCAAAUAGCCAAACAGGAUCUCUUAGCAGUGGCCAGUUUGGCUUAGCAUCCAAUAGCCAAACCGGAUCUUUAGGCAGUGGCCAGUUUGGCUUAGCAUCCAAUAGCCAAACCGGAUCUUUUAGCAGUGGCCAGUUUGGUUUAGCAUCCAAUAGCCAGACUGGAUCUUUUAGCAGUGGUCAGUUUGGUUUAGCCAAGAGCAGCCCACCUAGCCUGUUUUCCAGCAGUCAAGCAGGAGGAAUCUCCAAUAGUCAACCUUCUUUCUCAUUUUCUAAUAACCAGAACCCUUUUUCAUCUGGAGUUACUCCAGUUUCCAUACCGGCAAAGCGAGAAUCUCCAGAUGAUGCAGAGGCUGAAGAUGAACCACCUCAACCGAGCAGCCCGUCUGUCAAAAAGACCGAAGAGAAGGGUGUUACUGUGGUUCAUGAAGUUAAAUGCAAGCUUUAUGUCAAGUCAAAUGACCCAACAGAUAAAGGUGCAUGGAAAGAUAAAGGAACAGGAAAUCUCUACAUAAAAUGCAAAGAAGGGGUCGACAAGGGGACAAAAGAAUCUAAACCCACAAUUCUUGUCAGAAAUGAUGUGGGGAAACUUCUUCUGAAUGCUUUACUGUACACUGGAAUCAAGACUAGCGCACAGAAGAACGCACUUGUUGCAAUAUUCCAUUCAUCGGAGGAUUCCAACGAGAAUGUAACACCUAGAACCUUUCUGAUAAGGACAAAGACAGCCGAGGCUAGGGAUAAGUUAGCAACAGCCAUACAAGAAUACGCACCUUCUUCAUGAAAAUGCCGAAACACUUGUUAAUUUCUUAUUGAGCCAUCCACUCUAUUUUUGUCUCCCUUGUUCUGUAAUAUUAGGAAGGCUCUUGAGAGUAACCUAAGGCUUUGAUUAAAGUCAUACUCAUUGUUGUAUGAUUGAGAGGAGUGCCAAAUUUAUUCUGUAGCCUAAUAGAGAAUGUUGUGUGACAGUCUUUGUAACUUAAAAACUCAGAAACAAUAAAUCGUUCCUUUCUAUA
This is a messenger RNA of Raphanus sativus (radish), 1665 nucleotides long. RefSeq lists its product as uncharacterized. The record is from RefSeq and is a predicted model, not a curated record. Lineage: Eukaryota; Viridiplantae; Streptophyta; Magnoliopsida; Brassicales; Brassicaceae. The transcript has 9 exons. Gene Ontology annotation, biological process: intracellular transport. Bases 129 to 1433 code for a protein of 434 amino acids.